This is a messenger RNA of Agrilus planipennis (emerald ash borer), 1104 nucleotides long. RefSeq names its product dimethyladenosine transferase 1, mitochondrial (gene mtTFB1). NCBI's taxonomy places the organism in Eukaryota, Metazoa, Arthropoda, Insecta, Coleoptera, Buprestidae. Gene Ontology annotation, molecular function: mitochondrial transcription factor activity; rRNA (adenine-N6,N6-)-dimethyltransferase activity. The coding region runs from base 26 to 1021 and encodes 331 amino acids. Gene Ontology annotation, biological process: rRNA methylation; transcription initiation at mitochondrial promoter. Gene Ontology annotation, cellular component: mitochondrial matrix. The transcript has 2 exons. The record is from RefSeq and is a predicted model, not a curated record.
GAAGUCAAAAAGUAGUUUAAGAAAAAUGUGUGCUGCAGUGUUAAGAUUACCCCCUUUACCUACAAUUAGAGAUUUAAUUCGGUUAUAUAGAUUAAAAGCAUUGAAGCAACUUUCUCAAAAUUUUCUACUAGAUGAACGUAUAACAGACAGAAUAGUUAAAUCAGCUGGAGACAUUUCUGGGCAUUAUGUUUGUGAAGUUGGUCCUGGUCCUGGUGGUAUCACAAGGUCUAUCAUAAAGAAACAUCCCAGAAAGUUAAUUGUUAUUGAAAAAGAUGAAAGAUUUUUGCCUACAUUGGAAUUAUUACAAGAAGCCAGUCAGGGUUUUGUUGACAUGCAUAUAGAAAUAAAUGACGUGAGAGAUUUCAAUUUUGAAAAUGCAUUGUCUGAAGUACCAAAAGAAGAUUGGCUUGGUUCCCCACCACCCAUUAAUAUAAUAGGAAAUUUACCAUUUAGUAUAUCAACUAAUUUAGUAAUACGUUGGCUAAAGGCAAUAUCACAGAAACAAUCAGCCUGGGCAUUUGGAAGGAGUAAGAUGACCUUAACAUUUCAAAAAGAAGUUGCUGAACGUAUGAAGGCACCCGUAACUCAUAAACAACGUUGCAGACUGUCGGUUAUGUGUCAACUUUGGUGCAACGUUAAACAUAAAUUCACAAUACCUGGAAGGGCUUUUAUACCAAAACCUAAGGUGGAUGUAGGAGUUGUUACCCUAGAACCAUUGAAAGAACCCUUUGUAGACUUACCAUUUGAAAUGGUUGAGAAGGUAUUACGACACUUUUUUAAUAUGAGACAGAAAAUUUCUCUGAAAAGUGCCCUACGUCUUUUUCCAGAGGAGUUAAGGGAGGAAUUAGGUGAAAAAUUAUUUAUCUUGGCUGAUGUAGACAGCAACGCUAGACCUUUUGAGAUAACAACUGAGGAAUAUGCCAGGCUUUGUUAUGCUUAUAAACUUUUGUGUGAUGACUACCCACAAAUUGUAGAUUUUGACUUUAGAAUUCGAAGAAAAGAUAUCAUUGGAAGUUACUGAAUGCUUUGAAAAAGUGCUUGAACUUUGUACGUUAUUUGUAGUUUAUUUUUAUUAGAUUUGUUAAUAAAAUAAAAUAAUCCUGA